This is a messenger RNA of Teleopsis dalmanni, 2373 nucleotides long. Its product is annotated as mitochondrial Rho GTPase-like. Gene Ontology annotation, biological process: small GTPase-mediated signal transduction; mitochondrion organization. Bases 148 to 2112 code for a protein of 654 amino acids. The record is from RefSeq and is a predicted model, not a curated record. Gene Ontology annotation, cellular component: mitochondrial outer membrane. The transcript is spliced from 8 exons. Lineage: Eukaryota; Metazoa; Arthropoda; Insecta; Diptera; Diopsidae. Gene Ontology annotation, molecular function: GTPase activity; calcium ion binding; GTP binding.
AGUGCGCUCUGCACGUUUACUUUGACAGUAGCUGCGAAGGAGAGCUCCUCGCAAUUGCCAGAAUUUUUUCUGAUUAGGAAUAAAAAGUUGACUCUGUACAGUGGCAUAUUUUUCUGAAAGGUUCGAAUAUAUGGCAUAAGCCGAACGAUGGUUCAACCAAGUGCUGCGACGCGCAAAAGUGUUAGAAUUUUGCUGGUGGGUGAUCAAGGAGUUGGUAAGACUUCAUUGAUACUAUCUUUAGUUAGUGAAGAAUUUCCAGAGGAUGUACCCCCAAAAGCUGAAGAAAUAACCAUACCAGCAAAUGUAACACCAGAGCAAAUACCCACAAAUAUUGUGGAUUAUUCUAGCAUUGAGCAAAGUGAGCAAGUCUUAAAUGAAGAAAUCAACAAAUGCCAUGUUGUGUGCAUUGUCUAUGCGGUGAACGAUGACGAAUCAAUGGACCGCAUCAAGGAACACUGGCUACCACUUGUGCGAAAUGCUGUUGAAGCAGAUCAACCACAAAAACCGGUCGUGUUAGUUGGCAAUAAAGCAGAUCUUGUAGAAUACUCAACCAUUGAUAGUGUUCUAACAAUAAUGGAGGAUUUUCCAGAAGUAGAAAGUGUUGUUGAAUGUUCAGCAAAGACAUUACAAAAUAUUUCGGAAAUGUUUUAUUAUGCACAAAAAGCUGUUUUACACCCGACCUCACCACUAUAUUUAAUGGAAGAACAAGAUUUAACACCUGCAUGUAAAAAAGCACUCGUACGCAUAUUUAAAAUCUGCGAUAUUGAUGGUGAUAAUCUGUUAAAUGAUUAUGAACUUAAUCUUUUCCAACGUCGCUGUUUUAACACACCUUUGCAACCACAAAUUCUGGACGAGGUCAAAUCUGUUAUACAAAAGAAUUCACCAGACGGUAUUUACAACGAUGCAGUUACGUUAAAAGGAUUUUUAUUUUUGCAUUGCUUAUUUAUACAACGUGGUCGCAACGAAACUACUUGGGCUGUGUUACGUCGAUUUGGCUAUAAUGAGCAACUUGAAAUGUGUAAUGAAUAUUUACGACCCACAGUGAAAAUACCACCGGGUAGUAGCACAGAACUUUCGCACAGAGGACAACAGUUUCUGAUAGGUUUAUUUGAAAGAUAUGAUCGUGAUAAUGAUGGUGCGCUAUCACAAGAGGAGCAUCGAACAUUAUUUAGUAUAUGCCCUACACCGCCUUGGUCAUUUUCAACAGAUAUUAAAAAAUCAUGCCCAACAAAUGAAAAGGGUUACGUUACGCUACAUGGUUGGCUGUGCCGUUGGACACUUAUGACUCUUAUAGAUGUUGUCAAAACACUGGAGUACUUAGCGCAUUUAGGUUUUAAUGUACAUGAAAAUGAUAGUCAAGUGGCAGCAAUACAUGUAACGCGAGAAAGACGUAUUGACUUAGCAAAGCGGCAAAGUAGUCGAUCUGUGUAUAUGUGCCAUGUUAUAGGACCAAAAGGUGCUGGUAAAACAGGCUUAUGUCGUGCAUUUCUAAUAGAAAAUAUGAAUAGUUUAAUUAAUAAAGAAUUCAGAACGAAUGUCGUACAUUGUGUGAACUCCGUGCAGGUUUACGGUCAAGAAAAACAUUUAAUUUUACGCGAAAUUGUUGUUAAUAAUCCGCUAGAUCCUUUACAACCUCAAGAGGUGAACUGUGAUGUUGCCUGUCUAGUAUAUGAUUCAUCAAAUCCACGUUCAUUUGAAUAUAUUGCUCGCAUAUACAUUAAGUAUUACGCUGAAAGCAAAAUUCCAGUUAUGGUUGUUGGCACAAAAUCAGAUUUAGAUGAACAUCGACAAGAUUAUUUACUACAACCAGCCGAAUUUUGUCAAAAGUAUAAACUUCUGCCACCACAUUUGUUCAGUCUUAAAAGUAAUAAGAAGGAGAUGUAUACUAAAUUAGCAACAAUGGCAGCGUUUCCACGUUUUCAAGAUGCUUGGAUAUUAUUUUAUAAGCACAGGUUGGUACAGCUGUGGGAAUCAGCCCAUUUGAGGCAAUUUGGGCCUUUAAAUCCAGGUCAAGCGCUGUGGUGGAAGGCUGGGAUAGGUGUUGCUGCCGCUACUAUAAUUGGCUUUUUUGUCUUAAAAGCGCUGAAUGCUAGCAGCUCACAUGGACGUUAGUAUUUUUGGAUCGUUUUUGUCAUCAUUGCUACUUUCAAAUCGAGUGACCAGAAAACCAAAACCUGAGUUUCGUUUUUAUAAUGCUUAAAUCUGAAAUGAUUAUUAAGAAAAUUUUCUUGUAAAAUAUAUAUUUAAUAUGCAUAUAUUUUUUUAAUAUAUUCUAUGAUUAGUGUAUAUUUUUUAACUUGUCAAUAUAAUCAAUACCAAAAUUGUACAUAGGCUAAACUAUAAAAAUAACACUGAUGUAUUUUGUUCAUUUUA